Molecule: messenger RNA, 8095 nt
Organism: Oncorhynchus kisutch (coho salmon)
Lineage: Eukaryota; Metazoa; Chordata; Actinopteri; Salmoniformes; Salmonidae
Product: eyes absent homolog 3-like
Exons: 17
Coding region: 339-2315 (658 amino acids)
Biological process (GO): cell differentiation; negative regulation of extrinsic apoptotic signaling pathway in absence of ligand; multicellular organism development
Cellular component (GO): nucleus
Molecular function (GO): protein tyrosine phosphatase activity
Source: RefSeq, a predicted model, not a curated record
GUUACAUUUUAGAGUGUAGUCUAGACCAGAGAAGUGUAAAAAAAAUGGACAAAACUCAAAAAUGUAUAGCUCUGAGCCCGGUUCUCCCAAAAGCAUCUUAAUAAGGCCAGGCAAGUUCAUUUUGGGAACCCGGGCCCCGGUCCAGAUUGAAUCCUCAGGGUGAACCACACGCGUGCGUACGGCGUGCCAUAAACAGUAAACACUUCCUGCCAAAUAGUGGUCCCUAACAACAGACAAAGCGGUGUGGAAUCAAUACGAAGCCAUUCAACAACAACAACAAAAAAACACAUUACCCCAAUGUGUCCAGACGGCCUCCCCAAGAAGUAGAGAGUAGAGACAUGUCAGGAGGAAGUGGCUCAGCGCAUAUGGACGACUCGCAGGACCUGCCUGACUUGCCGACCAAGAAGGCCAGACAUGAGCUGGACGUUGGACUGAACCAAGAGCCAAGGGGACUACGUGAUGACCAGAUCCCUCCUACUCUCUUCGGCUCAGGAGAUCAGGACAAUUCAUACUCUACGUUGUCUAAUGCCCAGCUUGAUGGAGCGGUGGCCAGCAGAGCGCUCACCACAACAACAGCCUCUGAAUAUAACUCCCACAUCUACCAAGGAAGCAGACCAACAGUCACAUCCUACACCACCAGCCAGGGUGCCUUUCCUCCUCUGGCCCAGGCUACAGUCUACACUGCCUUCCCUCAGGCAGGACAGACCCAGGCUACAGUCUACACUGCCUUCCCCCAAGCAGGACAGACCCAGGCUACAGUCUACACUGCCUUCCCCCAAGCAGGACAGACCUACGGCCUCCCACCAUUUGGUGCUAUGUGGCCAGGUAUUAAGUCAGAGACUGGGCUGCCUGAUGCAGCACCCUCUGUUGGCCAGCCUGGGUUCCUCAGCUUCAGGUCAGCAUAUACCUCAACCCAGCCAGACCCAGGCCAUGUGCACUGCUCAUACCCCAGCCAAGGCAAGCAAUCUAUCUCACUCAGUGCUGGAAAAGACUUAUCGUCACCUGGUCAGUCUGUCAUGGAAAGAGCAGGUGUUCUUGAUAUUUUGUCCACUCCGUGUAGAGGGAAUUGUGGAAAAGGGAUCUCAUUUGGGAUGCACCCUUGUUGUUUCACACUGAUCUUCAUGUCUCGUCUCUGUGUGUUUGUCCUGCUGCAGGAGUUCAGCAGCUAUAACAUCAACUCUCUGGGCCAGACCCAGUUCCCUCAGUACUACGCCCCGCCCCUUAGCUACCUCCCUGCCGGGCUGCCCAAUGGCGAAGAGAAUGGAUCCAGUAUGGGUGUGGCCGGGUAUCCAGCUAUAAAGACAGAGGGCAGUGCCUUGGCUGGACUGCCCAGCACUACAGAUACAUGCCCACGUGAGAACCUCCCGACCGGCGUAGCCCUGCCUACAGGUGUGGCCCUCCCCACGGGGGCCCUGGACCAGGACGAGGCGGGGAGGAGGAACCCUGCUGGGAAGGCCAAGGGGAAGGCCAAGAAAUCAGACAGCAACCAGCCUACUGACGCUGACCUGGAGCGAAUCUUUCUGUGGGAUCUGGAUGAAACGAUCAUAAUUUUCCACUCUCUGCUCACUGGGUCCUUCUCUCAGAAGUUUGGCAAGGACUCCGACACUGUGCUGAACCUGGGCCUUCAGAUGGAGGAGCUGAUCUUUGACCUGGCAGACACACACCUCUUCUUCAAUGACCUGGAGGAGUGUGAUCAGGUUCAUGUUGAAGACGUAGCCUCUGAUGACAACGGACAGGAUCUGAGCGCCUACAACUUCCUAGCGGAUGGCUUCCACAACCCCAGUGGUGUAGGCGCCGCCACAGGAGUCCAGGGCGGGGUGGAGUGGAUGAGGAAACUGGCCUUCCGUUAUCGUCGCCUGAAGGAGAUCUACAACGGAUACAAAGGGAACGUGGGAGGCCUGCUGAGUCCCAUGAAGAGGGAGCUGCUCCUCCGGCUCCAGUCUGAGAUGGAGAAUAUGACGGACGCCUGGCUCAGCACAGCACUCAAAUCCUUGCUGCUUAUCCAGUCCAGGGGUAAGUGUAUGAAUGUCCUGGUGACGACCACCCAGCUGGUGCCUGCUCUGGCCAAAGUGUUGCUCUAUGGUCUUGGGGAUGUCUUCCUCAUAGAGAACAUCUACAGCGCUACCAAGAUAGGGAAAGAGGGCUGCUUUGAGCGCAUCGUCUCUCGUUUUGGGAAGAAUGUGACCUAUGUGGUUAUUGGAGACGGCCGUGAUGAGGAAUUCGCGGCAAAACAGCACAACAUGCCUUUCUGGCGUAUCACCACCCACGGGGACCUGGUAUCCCUCCAUCAAGCCCUGGAACUAGACUUCCUGUAGAACGGAAGGAAUGGAGGUUAAGACACAAAGGGAAACGUGUGUGUGUGUGUGUGUGUGUGUGUGUGUGUGUGUGUGUGUGUGUGUGUGUGUCCAACCCUUCUGUUCGCUUGUGGAGUGACAUUAUAAGCUGAGUGUCCUCAGCUCCACACCAGCCCUCAAACUCACACACCCUUUACACACCUGCUGGCUGUAGUCUGUCGCUCUUUUCCCUGUGUGAUGGCCGUGGACUGAUCUGUGGUGGACUUUGGGGUGGCAGUGGCUGGGAAGCAGACUGGACAGACAGACCUACUCUCUGAUGUAGAGCUCCUCUCAAGCAACACUCUCCAUAUGGCAGCUAUCCUCCAAAGACUGAGCCUGAUCACUGGGGCAUAGCAGCAGCGACCGACCGACGCCGACAGGCAGGACAUGACUAAAAAUGAAGACCGUUCCCAUAUCCCUCUCUGAAGUGUCUGUAGUCUCUGGCUCCACAACCCACAGGCUGUUUUCCUCUGUUCUCUCUCUGACUUGCAUCCCAAAUGGCACCCUAUUCCCUAUGUAGUGCACUACAUUUGAUAGGGCCUAGUGCUCUCAUCAAAAAUUGGUGCACUACAUAGGGAAAAGGGUUCCAUUUGGGCCUCUUGUUAGUGGAUCGACUAAAGCAAAAGGUCUGCAGCCCUGUCUGGCAUCCCGGACGGACCCUUCUGGUUGUUUAGACCUUACACUUUUACUAUUUUUCCAAAUUCUCUUUCUGUAGGGUAGCUAUUCAUGAAAGUACAAUGUCACUUCGAAUGUUUUUUAUAAUUUGUAGUUUUAAAAGGUUGUUUUGCAUUCCAAAUGACUUGAGGUAUCAUUGAUUAGGGUUGGUAAUAAUUUUAGUCUUUUCAAAGCAUAUGAUUGGAUGACUACUUAAGAAUGACCUUCAAUUGACCUUCUGGAUGUAACCUUUCCACUAGUUCACUAACAGUACUGACAUGUUCUCCAUAGACACCUCCGCUGUCCUGACCUCUCCACUGUGUCACGGGCUUCAACAGCCUAACCGACUUCUGUGCUCUUUUUUACAUAAACUGAUGUGUGGUCAGAAUGACUCAAUGAAGACCCUAACAAACCUGUAUUCCACUGCAUGGUAUCAAGGACGCCAGGUUACUAUGUAGUUAAUCAUAAGAACAGCCAAUCCAGGCGUUUUCUGUGAGAAACAGCCAAUCCAGGCGUUUUCUGUGAGAAACAGCCAAUCCAGGCGUUUUCUGUGAGAAACAGCCAAACCAGGCCUUUUCUGUGAGAAACAGCCGAACCAGGCCUUUUCUGUGAGAAACAUCCGAACAAGGCCUCUCUGUGAGAAACAGCCGAACCAGGCCUUUUCUAUACAUUUACAUCUAAGAAACCAAGGAUGGGCCUUCGAAACAAUGUGCAUCUUCAUCCGCGUGACGCUGAUGUUCACACAUGUCAUCAUAACCUGUGGAAGAAACCCUCCCCUUGGAGUAGCUGUUCCUCAGAGCACAACCCUCCCCUUGGAGUAGCUGUUCCUCUGAGCACAACCCUCCCCUUGGAGUAGCUGUUCCUCAGAGCACAACCCUCCCCUUGGAGUAGCUGUUCCUCAGAGCACAACCCUCCCCUUGGAGUAACUGUUCCUCAGAGCACAACCCUCCCCUUGGAGUAGCUGUUCCUCAGAGCACAACCCUCCCCUUGGAGUAACUGUUCCUCAGAGCACAACCCUCCCCUUGGAGUAGCUGUUCCUCAGAGCACAACCCUCCCCUUGGAGUAGCUGUUCCUCAGAGCACAACCCUCCCCUUGGAGUAGCUGUUCCUCAGAGCACAACCCUCCCCUUGGAGUAGCUGUUCCUCAGAGCACAACCCUCCCCUUGGAGUAGCUGUUCCUCAGAGCACAACCCUCCCCUUGGAGUAGCUGUUCCUCAGAGCACAACCCUCCCCUUGGAGUAGCUGUUCCUCAGAGCACAACCCUCCCCUUGGAGUAGCUGUUCCUCAGAGCACAACCCUCCCCUUGGAGUAGCUGUUCCUCAGAGCACAACCCUCCCCUUGGAGUAACUGUUCCUCAGAGCACAACCCUACAUGUCUUUGAAUUCCUGCAAAAGAGACUUAAAAGCAGUUGGCUGGAAGGGAUGGCACAAUCACACACGUUAUAUUAAAUAUUAUAUUAAAUACAGUGGAAUUGUUAUCUGUUAUUGGUCAAUACUGGAAAUGAUGUUAAGACCAAGAAGUCACGGGAGAUUUGUCUGGCCAAGAUUUCCUCACAACAUGACAGAUAAUUAGCAUCACAAAGAUCACGUGUUGUCAUUGAUAAAUGGAAAUGUUUCUGUGUCUCUGUUGUAGAAUCGAUCUCUAGUUGAUUUUCCUCCAUUUGAAUCGUGAGGGUCACACAAAACUCCAUUAUUUCAUAGUGGGGGUGUAUUGGGACCUCUAAAUGUGCCAUUGAUUGUACAGGACCGGCUGCCCAAAAAAUAUUGGCCUACUGCCACUGUGUAGCCAGUCAGUCUACCCUUGUCAUUAGGGUAGACUGGGGGGAGGGGGGGGCAGCAGCAUGUAGCUGGUCAAGAGGUGGUUAGAGGGUUGAUGUUAUGAAUCCCUGGUCCAUGUGAGAUUACAAUUGAACAAUACUGAGCCCGACGAUGCCGAUCAUUUUGACACUUACGGCUUGACCAGUAAGAAUGUUUUUCUUGUGUAUGUCUUUGUGUGUCUGUAUAUAUGCAUACUGUGCCUUUUUUCUCAACAUUCUCUAUUAUUAUAUAUAUAUACAUGCGUGUGUGUGUGUGUGUGUGUGUGUAUAUACAUGCGUCAUCUCUACAGGAAAUACUUCAGAUGUGUUAAACACAUGAUCAAACAUGGUUGUUACACACUUGAGUUGAAGUGUUUAAUUUUCCGACACCUACUUUUUUUUUAUACCGUUAUUCAUCUGCUGAAACCUUUUCUUUAACCAUCAGUAACCAUUUCCGUGUUGCUAUGUGAUUUAAAAAUAUAUAUUUUCUCUCCCUUACAGUUCAGUUUUUAUUUCUUGUUUUGAUUUGAUUGUCCUGUCGAUACAUACAUGCUGAAAUGCUCUGCUCUCAAGACGAGUCACAGCCGAAAUGCUCUGCUCUCAAGACGAGUCACAGCCGAAAUGCUCUGCUCUCAAGACGAGUCACAGCCGAAAUGCUCUGCUCUCAAGACGAGUCACAGCCGAAAUGCUCUGCUCUCAAGACGAGUCACAGGCGAAAUGCUCUGCUCUCAAGACGAGUCACAGGCGAAAUGCUCUGCUCUCAAGACGAGUCACAGGCGAAAUGCUCUGCUCUCAAGACGAGUCACAGGCGAAAUGCUCUGCUCUCAAGACGAGUCACAGGCGAAAUGCUCUGCUCUCAAGACGAGUCACAGGCGAAAUGCUCUGCUCUCAAGACGAGUCACAGGCGAAAUGCUCUGCUCUCAAGACGAGUCACAGGCGAAAUGCUCUGCUCUCAAGACGAGUCACAGCCGAAAUGCUCUGCUCUCAAGACGAGUCACAGCCGAAAUGCUCUGCUCUCAAGACGAGUCACAGCCGAAAUGCUCUGCUCUCAAGGCAAGUCACAGGCGAAAUGCUCUGCUCUCAAGACGAGUCACAGGCGAAAUGCUCUGCUCUCAAGACGAGUCACAGCCGAAAUGCUCUGCUCUCAAGACGAGUCACAGCCGAAAUGCUCUGCUCUCAAGACGAGUCACAGCCGAAAUGCUCUGCUCUCAAGGCAAGUCACAUCCUUGUCCACUAAGUCAGAGCAUCCUUUUCCAUGUUGAAACCUGACUUCACCUUUUUAGUUUAUUUUUUUUAUUUUUUAUUUUUUUUGAAUCGCUGUGUCUUGGAUUCACUGCUUAGACAAUCACAUCUCAAUCACUUGGGGUCCAGAUCCACCAUUCCCCUGGUGAAACAUAUAAAGUAGUCUGUAACAGCACCACUAUGGGACAUGAGAGAAAUAGUAAGCAUUGUAAAAUUAUGAAUUAGAUUAUUUGGAAUAGAAGGGGUAUCUUGGACAUGGAAUUUUGUAAAGUUGACAAGACAGACCGGUGUCUUUAAUUGACUGACUGCACAUUCAUAUUACAAUCUGUUUCCACAAGUAAAAAAAUAUAUAUAAGAUCAGACAAGCUUGAUCCUCUGAUGCACAUCUUCAAUAUCUAACAUCAUGGAAAUCAAUCAACCCCAGCCAAAAACAUUUGAUCUGUUAUGGCUGAUUGUCAUGCUGAUCAUGUCUCUAGUGUUGCUUCACACCUUUUGGUUGGUAUGAUUGUUUUAGUUUUUUUUGUAGUCCUGGAAUGUGUUUACAAUAUUUGUAUCAGUGAUGUUUUUUUUAAAUUUGAUUUUUUAAGUACUAUGUUACUAACAAAGUGUGAUUCUGUAUGUUUAAUUUUUUUAAUUUGAUUUUUUUACAUUUUACUUAGUCAGGGGGACUGUUUUAAUGUAUCCCUUCAAUUUGUAUUAAAGACCAGGAACUAUGUACCAUUUUAUAUACUCUUAACAAACCUUUUGUUAAAGUGCAUUUUGUUGUACUAUUUCAACUGUCGAAUGCAAUGAGCUAUGAAUGUACAUAGUUUUGUAGGGAUAUAUCUGGCUCAACUUGUUCAUGCUUUGUAGGGAUAUAUCUGGCUCUACUCAAGACGAUGAAACACACUAUAUAUAUAUACACAAAAGUAUGUGUUGACUCCCCUUCAAAUUAGCGGAUUUGGCUAUUUCAGCUACACCUGUUGCGAGCACACGGCCAUGCAAUCUCCAUAGACAAACAUUGGCAGUAAAAUGGCCUUACUGAAGAGCUCAGUGACAGUAAUAUUAAACCGAGGACAGACAGUAAUCGUCUGUCCUCGGUUUAAUACUCACCACCGAGUUCCAAACUGCCUCUGGAAGCAAUGUUAGUACAAUAACUGUUUGUCGGGAGCUUCAUGAGUUAGUUUUCCAUGGCCGCACACAAGCCUAAGAUCACCAUGCGCAAUGCCAAGCGUCUGCUGGAGUGCUGUAGAGCUCGGCUGCCAUUGUCCUCUGGAGCAGUGGAAACGCGUUCUCUGGAGUGAUGAAUCACGCUUCAUCAUCUGGCAGUCCAACAGACGAAUCUGAGUUUGGCAGAUGCCAGGAGAACGCUACCUGCCCGGAUGAUUAGUGCCAACUGUAAAGUUUGGUGGAGGAAUAAUGGGGCUGUUUUUCGUGGUUCGGGCCCCUUAGUUCCAGUGAAGGGAAGUCUUAACACUACAGUAUACAAUGACAUUCUAGAUGAUUCUGUGCUUCGAACUUUGUGGCAACAGUUUGGGGAAGACCCUUUCCUGUUUCAGCAUGACAUUGCCCCUGUGCACAAAGCGAGACCCAUACAGAAAUGGUUUGUCGAGAUCGGUGUGGCAGAAUUUGACUGCCUUGCACAGAGCCCUGACCUCAACCACCAUCGAACACCUUUGGGAUGAAUUGGAACGUCGACUGCGAGCCAGGCCUAAUCGCCCAACCUCACUAAUACUCUUGUGGCUGAAUGGAAGCAAGUCCCCGCAGCAAUGUUCCAACAUCUAGUGGAAAGCCUUCCCAGAAGAGUGGAGGCUGUUAUAGCAGCAAUGUUCCAACAUCUAGUGGAAAGCCUUCCCAGAAGAGUGGAGGCUGUUAUAGCAGCAAAGGGGGGGGGGAACCAACUCCAUUUUAAAUUACCAUGAUGUCCGGAAUGAGAUGUUCAACGAGCAGGUGUCCACAUACUUUUGGUCAUGUAGUGUAUAACCACAUUUUUUUAAAUGGGACCGGAAACACUGUUGAAGGCCCAAUAAGGUUGUCCUGUGUACAUUAACACUGAUGGUAGUGUAAAUACAAAUUAAAGUACCUUGAAAGUG